Molecule: messenger RNA, 4451 nt
Organism: Acanthochromis polyacanthus (spiny chromis)
Lineage: Eukaryota; Metazoa; Chordata; Actinopteri; Pomacentridae
Product: cGMP-dependent protein kinase 2
Exons: 20
Coding region: 255-2564 (769 amino acids)
Biological process (GO): protein phosphorylation
Molecular function (GO): cGMP-dependent protein kinase activity; ATP binding
Source: RefSeq, a predicted model, not a curated record
GCAGAGAUGAGUGUCAUUGUGCUUGAGGAUGGCAACCAAAUAAGAACAGCUGAAUUCUAAAGACAGGGCUGAACAGUAUCAUAUAAUCAGUGUUCCAGAGCCCGGGGCUAAUUUUGAACACACUCCUCAGCUGCAUUCUUAAAAGGUAAACUUUUUAAAAAAACAAAGCAUGAGAGAAGGAGGAGCACCUUGUCUGGCUGCAGCACUUCCUCUCAGACAGUCACUGUGGUGAGUUUUAUCUGAAAGCCAUUCCUAUGGUGGCCAGCCAAUGCCUGGCCAUGGGCAACGGUUCGAUAAAAGCCCCACAGGGCGAGGAGAACAGCUGCCUGGCCUCCAUCCACACAAAUCCUCCUGGCCCGGACAAAGACAGCCUCAGGUUACGCAUCAUCCACCUAGAGGAGGAGCUGGAACGUCGGGACCAGGAGUUUCGAGCCCAGGAGAUUCAGAUACAGAUCCUCCAGAAGGAACUGGAGGCCAAGAUCUCCCAGAUUGACAAGCUCCAGGAUGCUAUUGGCUACAACAACACUGUAGGCCUUUCUCCAACAGUCAUGUGCCACCACCGAGGCUGCCGCUUCAGCAUCAUCAACCAGGGUCCGAGUCGCUUCCACAGGGUGGCUGUGGAGGUCCACCGCCGACUGAAAGCAAAAGAAGGUGUUUCGGCUGAGCCCACCUCAGAGAACUUCUGCGGAGGGUUCAGAGUGUCACACGUCUCCAUAGCAAAGGCCAAUCGCAAAAACUCACACACCAGAAAGCUCAUCAACAAUGCCAUCAUGAGGAAUGACUUUCUGAAGAAGCUGGAGCCACAGCACAUGAGGGAGAUGGUGGACUGCAUGUAUGAGAAGGUUUACACUGAGGGACAGCUGGUCAUCCAGGAGGGGGAAGCUGGAAACUACCUCUACGUGCUGGCAGAGGGCUUGCUGGAAGUCAUCCAGAAUGGGAAGAUGCUGGGUGAGAUGCGUCCUGGCACAGCAUUUGGGGAACUGGCCAUACUGUACAACUGUAAGAGAACAGCCACGGUUAAAGCUGUGUCCCAGUCCCACAUCUGGGCCCUGGACCGCCAGACCUUCCAGACCAUCAUGAUGCAGACCACACAGGCCAGACAUGAGGAGUACUUCAGCUUUCUACGCAGUGUGUCACUGCUCCGUGAACUGCCAGAGGAGAAACUAGCCAAGAUUGUUGAUUGUCUUGAAGUGGACCACUUUGAAAAAGGGGAGUAUAUUAUUCGAGAGGGUGAAGAGGGGAACACCUUCUUUAUUAUUGCAAAAGGAGAGGUCAUAGUCACUCAGAGCACAGAAGGCUUUCCUGAACCUCAAGAAAUUAACACCUUGGGAGUUGGAGACUACUUUGGAGAGAAAGCUCUCAUCAGUGAGGAUGUUCGCUCAGCCAACAUCAUCUGCAAUGAGAAUGACACACACUGCCUGGUGGUGGACAGAGAAAAUUUCAACCAAAUGGUGGGAACUUAUGAGGAGCUUCAGGCCUACCUGAAGGAAUACGUGGAAGAGCUUUCCAGGAGUGAUGAAAGAAGAAAUGCCCUGCCCCACUCACCUCAGAUUGACUCUGCAGAGGCCGUGGAGCUCAGGAGGCUCAGGGAGAGGCUCGCUGUCCUGCCUGUGCACCAGCCUUUCCAGGAACUGGAGGUCAUCGCUACACUGGGCAUGGGAGGAUUUGGACGAGUAGAGCUAGUGAAGCUGAAGGACGAGGACACCACGUUUGCUCUGAAGUGCAUCAAGAAGAAGCACAUUGUGGACACCAGGCAACAGGAGCACAUCUACUCUGAGAAAAACAUCCUUCAGCAAACAAACUCAUCUUUCAUCAUCAGGUUAUUUCGAACAUUUCGAGAUGAUAAAUAUGUUUACAUGCUGCUCGAGGUGUGUCUCGGUGGGGAGCUGUGGACUGUGCUGCGGGACAUGAGUUAUUUUGAUGAGCCCACAGCAAGGUUUUGUGUUGGCUGUGUGUUGGAGGCCUUUGAUUACCUCCACACUAUGGGUGUUGUCUACAGAGACCUGAAACCUGAAAACCUUUUACUAAAUGCAGAGGGCUAUGUCAAAAUGGCAGACUUUGGCUUUGCUAAAAAGAUUGGCCUUGGAAAAAAGACCUGGACAUUCUGUGGGACUCCUGAGUAUGUAGCCCCAGAGGUCAUUAUGAACAAAGGCCAUGACUUUGGGGCUGAUUGUUGGUCAUUGGGAAUCCUCAUAUUUGAACUUCUAACUGGCAACCCGCCCUUUUCUGGCUUAGACCACAUAAAGAUUUACACCAUGGUCCUCCAUGGCAUAGAGAAAGUGGAUUUUCCCAAGAGGAUAGGCAAACGUCCAGACGAACUCAUCAGGAGACUCUGCAAGUUAAAUCCAGUUGAGAGGCUGGGAAACAAAAAGAAUGGUAUCAUUGACAUCAAGAAACACAAGUGGUUCCAAGGAUUCAACUGGGAGGGUUUGAGAUGUCACAAGCUGCUGUCUCCACUGAGGAGACAGCUGAAGGGGCCGAUGGAUCACAGUCACUUCGACAUAUUUCCUCCGGACACAGAGGAUCCUCCUGAUGAGCUGUCUGGCUGGGAUAAAGAGUUCUGAGGACUCUGAUAACAAAGACUUAAAGCAUUAACUGUGAAUGAAAGUUGAGACUGAACAGAUAUCCUUCUGUGCUGAAAGUACAGGGUGGGGAAGCAAAAAUGUCCUGUCAGGUAAAAACAACUAUAAAUGAGUAUAAUGUUUUUAUUCUUUGGAAUUUUGAACUGAUUUCUUGAAGAACACAAAUUUAAAGCUUUCAGAACAUGUUUCUUCAAUCUGUCCUCCAUCAGCCAUGAAGAAGGCCUCGAUACAGCCUCUGAAAGAGGCAGAGGCCCUCCUGAUAUCCUCCUUGGGGUAGGCCUCCCAUUCCCUGGAGAAUGCAGCCUUAAGUACAUCCAUAUUGGCAUGAGGGGUGGCAUUAGUCCUCAACUCAAUGGCGCCCCAUCAGAAAAAAUCCAGGGGGUUUAGAUCUGGUGAGCUUGGGGGCCAAAUGCCUUUGGGCCAGAAGUUCACCAUACUCUACUCACAGAACUUUUGAACCUUGAUUGAUGUGUGAGCAGGAGCCCCAUCUUGCUGCCACACAUAGUUGUUGUCAAGGUAGGUGGCCUUCAGCCAGGGCAAAACGGUGUAUCUCAGAACUUUGUAGUGCACAUCAGCCCCAAUUUUCUGAUCUGGCUUGAAGAAGUAGGGGGGCAUCUUAUUGCCAUCUGAGCCCAAGACUCCCAGGACCAUCUGGAGAUCUCUUGGUGCCCAAACUGGAUUGUCUGGCAUGCUGGAUGUGGCGAAUGGUCCUCUCACUGAUGCCAACAAUCUUGGCAAUGUCCUUCUGAGGGAUUUGGCCAUCCAGGACAUCACAAACCCUAUUGCGUUUUGCUUGUUGCUUGGUCACUUCACAAUGCACCAAGGUCUGACAAAUACUAAAAAAAAAUUGGUUAAAGGUAAGGAACUUUGAUUUUAAUUAUUGUUUUGAUUACCCUCAUCGUUUGGGCAGGACAUUCAAAUUUGUCAAUAGGACAUUUUUGCUUCCCCACCCUGUAGAGUACAUUCCGGCCAGACUUUUUGCUUAACCUCUUUUUUAUAAAAACAAAUAAGCAUCAUUACAGUCAGAUAAAUUACACCAAGGUAUACUGUCGGUCUGUAUUGUGGUCUCCUUCUAGAUACAAUGACAUACAUAGCAGCCGCACAGUGUUCAAUCAGCUCGACACUGAGCGACAAGAGCCAUGACAACAUUAAAAGGGCAGUUCAUGAGAAUUGGCAAAAGUCCUCCAUAGAGAUGUAAAAAACUGAUCACAAGCUGUAACAAACUUUUACUUGCUGCUGUUGCUGCCAAGGGUGGAAAACCAGGUUUAGGGGGGCAAUUCCUUUCUCACAGGAGUGAUUUAGCUUUUCAAUAAAUCUCCAGAAAAUGUAUGUAUUUAUUUCAUUUAAAAUUGGCAUUUUGUGUUUUGUGAGUUAUAUCUCAUGUUAGAUAAAUAUAAAUAUUAGUUUGAUGAUCUGGAACAUUUAAGUGUGAGAAAUAUGCAAAAAUAGAAGACAUCAGGUAGGGGAAAAAAUCACACAGCACUGUAUCACAGAUCCUGAAAUUCAGAGUUGCUAUAAUAAUUGUUAUUUGCCAAGUAGAAUUGUGGCUCAAUUUUUUUUUGUUUAACCCUGAAUGCUGAUACGAUAGUAAAGGGAUCAGAACAUCCGUCGCAGAAUAGUUUAUUCUGGACCUUCUUUAUUAAAUGGCAAUUAAAAACUGGACCAGGUUUUAAUCCUAAGAACGGCCUUAAGAGAAGCUUAUCCCCCUUAAUCAAAAUAUCAUCCUUUGAACCUAGGAGGGUCCGUGAACGAAUUUCUGUGCAUAUUUUGGCAACUGGAUUUUUCGUUCUGAAACGGGUAUUGAAAAACAAAAAAAUGAGUGUUAGUUGAUUUUUGUUUUAAAAUGCAAAAAUUAAAAUUGAAAUACAA